Molecule: messenger RNA, 546 nt
Organism: Botrytis byssoidea
Lineage: Eukaryota; Fungi; Ascomycota; Leotiomycetes; Helotiales; Sclerotiniaceae
Exons: 2
Coding region: 1-546 (181 amino acids)
Source: RefSeq, a predicted model, not a curated record
AUGCAGAUCAACCAAGGAAUGAUGAGGCUACCAUAUGAAAGCAUUUACGAUGAGGUUCUGGCCAAAGCAACAAGCUCACAAUACGGCUACACAGAUGAAGAAGUCAACAACGUCUUGAAAGAGAUGCAGGAAAGAUACCAGAAAAGAUAUCCCGGGGAAAGCUACGAUAUAUACUUUUGUGACAUCGCAUGCCCCAAUCAACCUUGGUUGGUCGAAAGUUGGGCUUGGAUACAUUUAUUCCCUGAAGAACCUCGACCUUGGCGCUUGUCAAACCCUACAGAAGAAGAUUCAGAAUACUAUACGUCGCUAAAUAGACAUGCGGUAUACUUAUUCCGAGCCACGAGCAAAAGAGCACGAGUUACCGGCCGUGUAGAAGGUUCCGUUUCUGUGGCGGCUCAGCAGUGGGAUACCGAGCCGGUUGUCAAAGAUGGAUCUGAAAUGGAUGCCGAGCCGACACUAGCUGCAAAUGACGAUAUUCCAAGAAAACGAUCCAUGCCAGCUAAUGAGGAAGCACGAAAGAAGAUUAAAACGAAGAACGAUGUGUAG